Dioscorea cayenensis subsp. rotundata (Guinea yam) is the source of this 1743-nucleotide messenger RNA. RefSeq names its product AAA-ATPase At3g50940-like. The transcript is spliced from 2 exons. The record is from RefSeq and is a predicted model, not a curated record. The coding region runs from base 92 to 1501 and encodes 469 amino acids. NCBI's taxonomy places the organism in Eukaryota, Viridiplantae, Streptophyta, Magnoliopsida, Dioscoreales, Dioscoreaceae. Gene Ontology annotation, molecular function: ATP binding; ATP hydrolysis activity.
UAUAAGAGUAUCAAGAACCUCAAAAACAUAGACAACAAACACCCACUUGUCUGUCCUUUGCUCAUUUAGCCUUUCCUUCUUGUCAUUCCUCAUGGCUUUGCCUGAUAAUAACAAAGUCAUGAGAUCCACCAAAGAUUUCCUUACAACCGCUGCAUCUCUCGCUGCCACGGCCGUGGUCGCCCGCACUGUGAUCAAUGAUCUCGUCCCUUAUGAGCUUCGUGACUACAUCUUAUCCGGUAUCAACUACCUCCGCAGUCGAUCCUCAUCUCAUGACCUCAUAAUUGUUAUCGAAGAGAAGGACGGAUACACUCCCAAUCAUGUAUACCAAGCCGCUAUGGCCUACUUGAGCUCGAAGCCAUCAUCGUCUAUGCGGCGAAUAAAAGUGCGGAAACAUGAUGAGGAUAAGAAUUUGGUUGUCUCGCUUGAUCAAGGGGAGGAAAUGAUUGAUGUGUUUGAAGGUAUCGAAUUCAAAUGGUGUUUGGUUUGCUCGCAGCAAGAGAGCUCCAACAAAGACAAUGGAUUGGGCAUGCUUGCUGAAUCACGUUCCUUUGAGCUCUCUUUCAAAAAGAAGCAUAAAGACACUGCUUUGAAUGUCUAUGUACCAUGGAUUUUGGAUUGGUGGAAGGCAUUCCAAGAUCAAGACAAGACGCUAAAGCUUUAUAUGAAUGAAGGUGAUUGUUGGUGUCCUAUAAAUCUACACCAUCCUGCAACGUUUGAGACACUCGCUAUGGAUCCUGAUCUCAAGCGAAGUGUGAUGGAUGAUUUGGCAAGGUUUGUGAAGAGGAAGGACUAUUACAAGAGGAUCGGUAAGGCUUGGAAGCGUGGUUAUUUGUUAUACGGGCCACCGGGGACCGGCAAGUCGAGUUUGAUUGCGGCCAUGGCUAACUUUCUCAAGUUUGAUAUCUAUGAUCUUGAGCUCACUGAAGUUAAUUGGAAUUCUUCUUUGAGGAGAUUGUUGAUGGGCACAUCCAACAAGUCUAUAAUUGUGGUUGAAGACAUUGAUUGUUCAGUUCAGCUUCCAAAUAGAGAUACCUCUGACAAUUCCAACGAUGAAAAGGUUACUCUCUCUGGACUAUUGAACUUUGUUGAUGGUCUUUGGUCAAGUUGUGGCGAGGAAAGGAUUAUUGUGUUCACAACAAAUUAUAAAGAAAAACUUGAUCUAGCAUUAUUGCGGCCUGGUCGAAUGGAUAUGCACAUCCACAUGGGUUAUUGCAGCCCAUCUGCAUUCAGAAUUUUGGCUUCCAACUACCAUAAUAUAGAUGAUCACCCACUGUUUGAAGAGAUUGAAACAUUGAUCAAAGAAGUUGAGAUCACCCCUGCUGCCAUUGCUGAAGAGUUGAUGAGAAGUGAUGAUGUUGAUGUUGCACUUCAGGGACUAGUUGAUUGCCUUCAACACCUGAAAUUAGAAGUAAAUAAACCCAAAUCUGGAGUAGAUGAUGUCGAUAAAGCUGAGGUAAAAGAUGUUGACAGCACACAGAAUGAAAGUCAACAAGAUGGAUGACUAAAAAAGAGUGUCAUUUGAUGGGAUCAAGGUUUGGAAUAAGUCAUGAAAGUUUAUCCUUUUCACUUAUUCUUCAAUUUCAAGAGAAUUUUAUUUUGUUAUUUUUGUGUAUUGGGCCUAUUGGCAUUAGCAAGUUUUCACGUAAGUCAUUAAUUGGAAACUAUUUGUACAUAUUCUUAAUCAUAUUAUAAUAAAAACCAAUGUUUGGUUUAUGAAAAUGAGAAAGAAGUGGGGAUUUAAAA